CACUGUCUUGCUCUUUUGCCAGGCUGGAGUGCAGUGGCACGAUCUUGGCUCACUGCAACCUCCACAUCCCAGGUUCAAGAGAUUCUCCUGCCUCAGCCUCCCGAGUAGCUGGGCCUACAAGCGCGCACCACCAUGCCCAGCUAAAUUUUGUAUUUUUAGAGAUGGGGUUUCACCAUGUUGGCCAGGAUGGUCUUGAUCUCUUGACCUCGUGAUCUGCCCGCCUUGGCCUCCCAAAGUGCUGGGAUUACAGGUGUGAGCACUGUGCCCGGGCAGUUAUUUUCUUUAGAGAUGGAGUCUUGCUGUGUUGUCCAGAUUGGUCUUGAACUCCUGGGCUCAAGCAAUCCUCCCAUCUUGGCCUCCCAAAGUGUUAGGAUUACAGGCGUGAGCCACUGCAUCCGGCCAGCAGCAAGUAUUUUUGAGUGCUAGCUGGAUGCAGGCACUCAUUUAGACACUGGGAUAUAAAAUGGGCAAAAUAGACAAAACUUCCUCACCUUGUGAGGCUUUCAUCAUAGUUGGGUGAGGCUAAUAAUAAAGAAAAUAAAUAGGUAAAUUAGAUAGUGUAUUAGAAAGUGACCAGUUCUACAGAGAAAAAUAAAGCCGGGAAGAGGGAAAGCGGGUACAGUGUAAAUCGGGUGGCUAAGGAGGGGCUUAGUGAGAAAGUGGCACGGAGUGAGUGGACUUGAGUGAGGAAGUGAGUCGUGUGGAUAGCUGCGGGGAGAGCCUUCCAGAGAGAAAAGUCAGAGUGCCCCUGGUGUGUGUGAGGAACAGCAAAGAAGACCAGGUAACCAGAAGAUGACGAGUGAGGAGGCAUGUCAGGCCUGCUGAGGGCAGAGGGCAACAGGGCCAGAUCACAGGCCACCACCGUGGCCUUCACUUUGGAGCACGGUGAAGAGUCACUGGGGAGUUUUCAGCAGAGGAGUGACAUCAGUGAUUGAGAUUCCACAGGCUCAUUUGACCUAGAUUAGACUGUAGAGGGGUGAGGAGGAAAGCAGACCAUUUAGGCUGUGGGGUCAUCCAGGUGCUGAUGGCUGGAGCUGGGCUGGUAGCAUGGAGGUGGCAAGGAGGGAUCAGGUUCUGGGUAUUUUGAAGGUAGAGCCAAGAGCAGGUAUAUGUGUGUUACAGGGAAAGGAGUCAAGGAUGACUCGAGGCUUUAGGUCUGAGCCACUGAUGUUUGGAGUCGCGACUGGCUGGGGAGGAGAGAGGAGCAGAUUUUAGGCAGGGGUUAGAACAGUUCAGUUUGGGCCAUGUUAAGUUUCAGAUGAAACAUCUGAGAAAAGAUACUGAGAUAGUUCUUAGUGAAGUCUGGAAUUCAAAGGAGUAUCUGGUUUGGAUAUAUACAUUGGGCAUUGCCAACAUCCAUAAAUGGUGUUCAAGCCAUGAGAUUGGCUUGAGAUCACCACGAGGGUGAGUGUGAUGAAAAUGCUCAAGGCUUGAGAGCUUCCUGGUGUGUUCCACCAUGAAGAAACUGGGGAGAUGUGGAAGAACCUCCAAAAGAGACUGAGAAGGAGAGGCCAGUAAGGUAGAAGGAGUGCUGGGCAGGGAUGUUCUGGAAGCCAGGUGAGAAAAUGUCACAAGGAGGUCGUGAUCACCUGCAUCACGUGGUACUAGUGGGUCAAGUAAGAUGAGGGCCAAGACUUUGCCACUGGAUUUAGCGAUGGGGAGGGCGGUGGUGACCCUCAAAAGAAAAAUAUCACUGCAGCACUUGUCCCUAGGUCAAUGAGUGGGCAGACCUGGAUUUUAUCUUGGGUUACCAUUUGCUAUCUGUGACUUGAGAAGCUGCUUAACUACUUUGGGACUUUUCUGCAAAAUGCGGACCAUAAUAGCUACUCUGCAAGACUGUUUAAGGGAUUAGAUAAAAUACAAGGUACCUGGCAUGGCACCCAGUACCCAACGCACAUAAAACAAGUGCAGUGAUGAGAAACUCCAAACAGGAAGCCCUUUUCACCAGAAACCCUGAUUCCUCUGCCAGGCUGGAGAGCUCCAGGUUGGUCUCACAGCACAGGAAUGGAGUGUGUGAUGAGUCUUCGUGGUUCUAAGGGAGCUUUUCUCUCUCUCUCCAGAGCCCGAACCCCAACAUGCUGGCCAUGGUGACGGAGAGCAUGUUCUGUUAGUGGAAUGAAACCAAAAAUCAAUGGUGUUAGUCCAACCCAACAAAACAGAUAUCAAACCAUAUUCCAUAAGAACCGCUCAUGGCCCUGUUCUUUUCAGUAUAUGGGAAAACAAAAUGGAAACAACAAAAUAGAAUCAGGUUUAUGAAACUCCUCGAUAGAUGGUCACACAUGUUUUCAGGAGAUCUCUAUAGAAAUGAUUUUGAUCACUUGAUACCUUGAAAAGAGCUCUUGCGACAAUAGAAUGACAUCCAUAAGUGACAAGUAUAAAAUGUAGUGCUCAGUGACAUUAAAAAACAAAUCAACCCACAUAGAGGAAGAGCUCUGGACAUAGGGAUGUCAAACUAGUCUAGAGUGUAAUGAAAAGCCAAGGUGGUGCCCCAGUAAGAAAAAAGAAAUCAACAUAACAAUGGGAAACAGCAAGAAGAACACUGAGACAGGAAAGACAACAUUUUUCACAAGUGAAUUAUUCAUUCACUGUCUAGUGGAUACAGACAAAACUGCAGAAGACCCAGAGGAAAUCAGGGCAGGCUAAAAGUUUGAUAUCUUACACUUGUGGAAAAGCCUUAAGAUCUGUUUUAACUUGGAGCAGGUGGGGUGACAUCAUGACUACCAUUAAGAAAAUAUAACCUGUUGGGAAACUGUUUCUGCCUUGAUCAUGUUGCACAGACGAGCGAUAAACAGUGAGGAAUGUGCUUAGAUGUAUUGGGAAAGAGAUGGGUCUGUGGCAUUGUCACAAGGGUACACGAAUACUGAGAGUGAAUUUUGAAGGAAUGAUCCCAAUUGGUGGUGACCCUCAGGCGAGACUAGGGUGCCUGUGUUUCAGCAAAGCCUUGGCAGUUGGAGUGAGGGCUCCUAAGAUUCCAUGACACCCCCACGUUCUAAUUGUGUUGUAGCAACUGCAGACCGUUACCUGGCACACUGGCCACACCCUUGCUCACUCUUGUCGGAGACUGAGCUAUUGGCAGUGUCUUCAGCUCUGAGCUCAGGCACCGUGAACAUUGUUUUUGUCGUUAAGGAUCCUAAAGUGCUGUGGGGACUGAUCACCUUUUUCUCAACAUCCCUGGCCCCACCUCUUCUGCCACAAACGUCAGCAUGGUGGUAUCUGCGGGCCCUUGGUCCAGUGAGAAGGCAGAGAUGAACAAUCUAGAAAUCAACAAGAAAUCGCACCCCCAGCUGGUAGAGAACAAACAGGAGUUCAGAAACCUCCAACAGAAAUUUCUUGUAACUCAAGUGGCCUACUUCCUGGCCAAAGGGCAGAAUAAUUACGAGUAUGAAGACUGCAAAGACCUCAUAAAGUCUAUGCUGAGGGAUGAGCGGCUGUUCAUGGAAAAGCAGCUUGCAGAGCAGCUCAGGCAAUAUGAAGUCCUGGUUUUCUCUCGGGAACGGGAACUGACCCAGUUAAGCGUGAAGUUACGGGAAGGGAGAGAUGCCUCCCGCUCAUUGAUUGGGCAUCUCCAGGCCCUUCUCACUCCGGAUGAGCCCGACGAGUCCCAGGGGUGGGACCUCCGAGAACAGCUGGCUGAGGGAUGUAGGCUGGCACAGGACCUCCUCCAAAAGCUCAGCCCAGCAACUGCCGAAGAGGAGGAUGGAGAUGUUAACGUUGAGGAGGCUGAGAAAGUAGAGGAAUUCUGUGCCCCCAGGGAGGUGCAGAGGGCUGAAGAACAGGAAGUCCCUGAGGACUCACUGGAGGAAUAUGCCGUCACUUGUUCCAAUAGCCACGGCCCUUGUGAGUCCAACCAGCCUCAUGGGAACACCAAAGUCACAUUUGAGGAAGACCAAGUCGACCCACCUGUAGUUGUAGACAGUGCGUCCUCUGAUGAUGAACGGCAGGAUGCUCCAAACCUUCCCCCAGAGUCUGAAGACUGCAAAGACCUGGUGAAGUCUACGCUGAGGGCUGAGCGGCUAUUCGUGGAGGAGGAGCUUUCGGAGCAGCUCAGGCAAUAUGAAGUCCUGGUUUUCUCUCGGGAACGGGAGCUGACCCAGUUAAGCGUGAAGUUACGGGAAGGGAGAGAUGCCGCCCGCUCAUUGAUUGGGCAUCUCCAGGCCCUUCUCACUCCGGAUGAGCCCGACGAGUCCCAGGGGUGGGACCUCCGAGAACAGCUGGCUGAGGGAUGUAGGCUGGCACAGGACCUCCUCCAAAAGCUCAGCCCAGCAACUGCCGAAGACGAGGAUGAGGAUGUUAAAGUUGAGGAGGCUGAGAAAGUAGAGGAAUUCUGUGCCCCCAGCUGGCUCAUCAGGGAGGUGCAGAAGGCUGAAGAACAGGAAGUCCCUGAGGACUCACUGGAGGAAUGUGCCGUCACUUGUUACAAUAGCCACGGCCCUUGUGAGUGCAACCAGCCUCAUGGGAACACCGAAAUCACACUUGAGGAAGACCAAGUCUACUCAAGUCUCAUUGACUCAUCCUCUCAUGAUGAAUGGUUGGAUGCUGUACACAUUAUCCCAGAAAAUGAAAGUGAUCAUGAGGAAGAGGAAGAAAAAGGGCCAGUGUCUCCCAGGAAUCUGCAGGAGUCUGAAGAGGAGGAAGCCCCCCAGGAGUCCUGGGAUGAAGGUGAUUCGACUCUCUCAAUUCCUCCUGACACGUCUGCCUCAUACCAGUCUGACAGGAGCACCUUUCACUCAGUAGAGGAACAGCAAGUCGGCUUGGCUCUUGACAUAGGCAGACAUUGGUGUGAUCAAGUGAAAAAGGAGGACCAAGAGGCCACAGGUCCCUGGCUCAGCAGGGAGCUGCUGGAUGAGAAUGAGUCUGAAGUCUUGCAGGACUCACUGGAUAGAUUUUAUUCAACUCCUUCUGGGUAUCUGGAGCUGCCUGACUUAUGCCAGCCCUACAGAAGUGCGUUUUACUCAUUGGAGGAGCAACACCUUGGCUUGGCUCUUGAUGUGGACAGAAUUAAAAAAGACCAAGAAGAGGAAGAAGACCAAGGCCCACCAUGCCCCAGGCUCAGCAGAGAGCUGCUGGAGGUAGUAGAGCCUGAGGACUUGCAGGACUCACUGGAUAGAUGUUAUUCAACUCCUUCCAGUUAUCUAGAACAGCCUGAUUCAUGGCAGCCCUACGGAAGUUCCUUUUACUCAUUGGAGGAAGAACACAUUGGCUUUUCUCUUGACGUGGAUGAAAUUGAAGAGUACCAAGAAGGGGAAGAAGAUCAAAACCCACCAUGCCCCAGGCUCAACGGGGUGCCGAUGGAAGCAGAAGAGCCUGAAGUCUUGCAGGACUCAGUGGAUAGGUUUUAUUCAACUCCUUCAACUUACUUUGAACUAGAUGCCUCAUUCCAUCACUGCAGAAGUGAUUUUUACUCAUUUGAGGAAGAGCACGUCAGCUUGGCCCUUGACGUGGACAAUAGGUUUUUUACUUUGACAGUGAUGAGGCACCACCUGGUCUUCCAGAUGGGAGGCAUAUUGCCACACUAAGCAACCCUUACUAAGCUGAGAGAUGUUAUUGCUGCAGGCAGGACCUAAAGGCACAUGUAGGUUUGAAUGAAACUGUAGUUCCCUUUGGAAGCCCAGACAUAGGAUGGGAAAGUGGGCAUGGCUCUAUUCCUAUUCUCAGACCAUGCCAGUGGCCACCUGUGCUCAGUCUGAAGACAUUGGACCCAAGUUAGGUGUGACACGUUCACAUGACUAUGUAGCACAUGCCGGGAGUGAUCUGCCAGACAUUCUAAUUUGAACCAGAUAUCUCUGGGUAGCUGCAAAGUUCCUCAGGGAUUUCAUUUUGCAGGCAUGUCUCUGAGCUUCUAAACCUGCUCAAGGUCAAUGUCAUCUUUGUGUUUAGCUCAUCCAAAAGUGUCACCCUGGUUUCAAUGAGCCUAACCCCAUUCUUUGUAUCUUCAGUGUUGGUUUGUUUUAGCUGAUCCAUCUGUAACACAGGAGGGAUCCUUGGCUGGGGAUUAUAUUUCAGAGCCACUGACUGCUCUUGACAAUUGUUAACCCACUAGCCUCCUUUGAUUAGAGAAGCCAUAGUCCUUCAGCCUCCAAUUGAUAUCAAUACUUAGGAAGACCACAGCUAGAUGGACAAACAGCAUCAAGAGGACUUAGCCCUGCUCCUUUCAAUUCCAUCCUGUAAAAAACAGGAGUCAGGAGCCGCUGGCAGGGGACAGCAUGUCUCCUGGGACUCUGCCGGUGCAGAAUAUGAACAAUGCCAUGUUCUUGCAGAAAACGCUUAGCCUGAGUUUCAUAGGAGGUAAUCACCAGACAACUGCAGAAUGUAGAACACUGAGCAGGACAACUGACCUGUCUCCUUCACACAGUCCACGUCACCACGAAUCACACAGCAAAAAGGAGGAGAGAGAUUUUGGGUUCAAAAAAAGUAAAAAGAUAAUGUAGCUACAUUUCUUUAGUUAUUUUGAACCCCAAAUAUUUCCUCCUCUUUUUGUUGUUGUCAUUGAUUGUGGUGACAUGGACUUGUUUCUAGAGGACAGGUCAGCUGUCUGGCUCAAUGGUCUACAUUCUGAAGUUGUCUGAAAAUGUCUUCAUGAUGAAAUUCAGCCUAAACGUUUUGUCAAGAGCACUGCAGAGUCAAUACUGUGAGUUUCCAACCGCAGCCCAAAUGUGGGCAGAGAAGGUCUAGUUUGUCCAUCAGCAUCAUCAUGCUAUCAGGACUGGUUACUUGGUUAAGGAGGGGUCAAAGAGAUCUAUCCCUUUUAGAGACACCUUACUUAUAAUGAAGUAUUUGGGAAAGUGGUUUUUAAAAAUAUCAAUGUCUUGUAUUCCAAUGAUCAUCCUCUAAACAUUUUAUCAUUUAUUAAUCAUCCCUGCCUGUGUCUAUUACUAUAUUCAUAUCUCUACACUGGAAAUUUUCUGUCCCAAUUUUUACUGUGCCUUUGUUUUCGCUAGUGUCUGUUGUUGGAAAAAAAAAAAACAUUCUCUGCCUGAGCUUUAAUUUUUGUCCAAAGUUAUUUUAAUCUAUACAAUUAAAAACUUUCGCCUAUCACUCUGGACUGUUGGAUUGUUUUUUACAUUCAGUGUUAUAAUCUUUUGUUAUGCUGAUUGGUUUUGGUGGGUACUGAUGCGAAUUAAUAAAAACAUUUUCAUUUCCCUGUU
Symphalangus syndactylus (siamang) is the source of this 7145-nucleotide messenger RNA. RefSeq names its product neuroblastoma breakpoint family member 3-like. The record is from RefSeq and is a predicted model, not a curated record. NCBI's taxonomy places the organism in Eukaryota, Metazoa, Chordata, Mammalia, Primates, Hylobatidae.